AUGUUAUCUCGAUUGUUUGAUGCCCAUGGGCAACUGUGUGCGGGUCAUCCGUGGGAAGUCCUCAUUGCCACAGUCACUGUUACCACCUCCCUGAUGUCCAUGAGCCUCUGGGCCACCAACCGAAACGCCUGUGGCUGGAACCACGCCUGCACCAGUGACCAGGAGACAAAAAUUUCUGAUGUGGUUAUUCUGUCACUCACAAGAUAUCUGGCCGUCAUCUACAUUUAUUUUCAGUUUAGGAAUCUACGCAAACUUGGAUCCAAAUAUUUACUUGGACUGGCGGGAGUGUUCACAAUAUGCUCCAGCUUCAUCUUCAGCGUUGCCAUAGCCAACCUGGUGGGGUUUGACUUUAAUGGACUCAAUGAAGCACUGCCAUUUUUUCUGUUGCUUGUCGACCUGUCCAAAACGGGAGCUCUGUCUAGAUUCACCUUGACUGCUGCCAAUCAGGAUGAACUCCAGAAGAACAUUGGUCGAGGAAUGGCCGUCAUUGGUCCAGCCAUCACUCUGGAUGUUCUGGUUGAGACUCUAGCUAUUGGAGUUGGUACACUGUCUGGUGUCCCGAAGCUGGAAACCUUGUGCUGCUUUGGUUGCCUGUCAGUCAUUGCUAACUACCUGGCAUUCAUGACAUUUUACCCAGCCUGCCUUUCUCUGAUCCUUGAGAUUUCUCAGGGUCGAGUCUUUGGAAAACCCUUGCGACAUCUUCAGCAGUUAUCCAGGAUCUUGCAGAAAGAAGAAGAAGAGACGAAACCAAAUCCGGUGACCCAGCGUGUUAAAAUAAUUAUGUCAUUUGGCCUAGUGCUUGUGCAUGCUCACAGCCGGUUAGCUUCAGAGACAGCUGUGUUUCCUGGUUCACAUCUGGCCGCUGUCAGUUUGUUGCCUGAUUCUGGAGAUCAGUGUACACUUCCUCGUCAGCCAUUAUGGCAGUUUUAUGUUGGCAGGUUCCUGACCUCACAUUUAGACUAUGGGCUUGCACUGAUCUUGACCCUUGCCCUGGGGGUCAAAUAUGUCUUCUUUGAUGACCAUCUGGAUCAGGUGGUUGGGAAUUUGCUGAAGGACCAAGCAAAGAUGGACAAACAACCGCUUGAAGUGGACAAACAACCGCUUGGAGUGGACAAACAACCACUUGGAGCUUGUGUAAAGAAUAGUUACACUUCAGAAACCUGCAGAAUGCCUCUACAAGACAGUAGCACAUGUAAUCAUAAAACGAAGCCAGCAUUUUACCUGGGUUCUCGAGAUACAGAAGAUAAUUUUUGUGAUGAAAGGUUCAGAGAAGAUAAGAAGAUAUACAACAACAAGCAGACACAAACUGACUCUGAGAUCAUCUUUUUGGGUCAGUCGCAGUUUGAUGUCAGUGAGUCAGGUGGUCACUGUCUCUAUAAACUGACCAGUGCACCAGCACGAAGUCGGGAUGAAUGUCUGACCAUUAUGAACUCUGAGCAUGGUGCUGAAGCACUAACAGAUGAAGAGGUUCUGAUGUUGGUCAAGUCUAGAGAUAUCCCUGCCUACAAACUGGAGAACGUUCUGGACAGCUACGCUAGAGGAGUGGCUAUCAGACGGCAAAUGCUGGUUGAGAAAUUGCCCUCAAGGACAGCUCUUGAUUCACUGCCAUACCUCAGUUAUGACUACAAAUAUGUUGACGGAGCCUGUUGUGAGAAUGUGAUUGGCUACAUGCCUGUCCCAGUUGGAGUCGCUGGCCCACUGCUGCUGGACGGUCGGCUGUAUUACAUACCUAUGGCCACAACAGAAGGUUGUUUGGUCGCCAGCACAAACAGAGGAUGUCGAGCGCUAGAGCAGAGUGGAGGAGUCACUAGUAAUAUUACAAAUGAUGGCAUGACUAGAGGUCCUGUGGUUCGAUUCCCAACUGCAAUGAAGGCCAGUGCUAGCAAGCGGUGGUUGGAAGAUCCAGACAACUUUGUUCUGAUGAAGAAAUGGUUCGACACCACCAGCAGGUUUGCUAGACUGAAGAAGCUGCAUGUUGGUCAGGCUGGACGGAGUCUCUACCUGAGGUUUGUGUCCACUACUGGAGAUGCAAUGGGGAUGAACAUGUUGUCUAAGGGAGUUGAGAAGUGUUUGAACAGGUUGCAGGAUAUCUUCCCCGACAUGGACAUGGUCAGCCUCAGUGGUAACUUCUGCACUGACAAAAAGCCUGCAGCAAUCAAUUGGAUUGAAGGCAGAGGCAAGUCAGUUGUUUGUGAGGCCGUAGUGAAGUCACAUGUGGUCCGAAAUGUUCUCAAGACAACAGUGCCUGCUCUAGUUGACCUCAACAUCAGCAAAAACCUGGUAGGCUCAGUCAUGGCUGGCAGUAUCGGAGGAUUUAAUGCUCAUGCUUCCAACAUUGUUACAGCCAUAUACAUCGCAACUGGCCAGGACCCGGCUCAGAAUGUUACAAGCUCAAACUGCAUAAUUCUGAUGGAAGCUAGCGGACCUUACAGUGAUGACCUUCACAUUACCUGUACAAUGCCGUCUAUAGAAGUCGGCACAGUUGGGGGUGGCACUGUCCUGCCUCCUCAAGCUGCCUGUCUGGAGAUGCUCGAGGUCAAGGGAUCCCAUGUUGAGAACCCCGGAGAGAAUGCUCAACGCUUUGCUCGAAUUGUGUGUGCAUCAGUUUUAGCAGGCGAGCUGUCCCUGAUGUCUGCACUGGCUUCUGGCCACCUGGUCAAAUCACAUAUGAAGCACAACAGGUCCACCAUUAACAUGGCCCCUACAGUGACCAGUCCAACAGUGUCCUUUCCUGGCACAUGCAUCAGUCAAGUUUCAUAA
Candidula unifasciata is the source of this 2760-nucleotide messenger RNA. The record is from the annotation of a GenBank genome assembly. NCBI's taxonomy places the organism in Eukaryota, Metazoa, Mollusca, Gastropoda, Stylommatophora, Geomitridae.